Messenger RNA from Pararge aegeria (speckled wood butterfly), 1566 nucleotides. RefSeq names its product seipin (gene Seipin). Lineage: Eukaryota; Metazoa; Arthropoda; Insecta; Lepidoptera; Nymphalidae. The coding region runs from base 332 to 1360 and encodes 342 amino acids. The record is from RefSeq and is a predicted model, not a curated record. The transcript is spliced from 9 exons. Gene Ontology annotation, cellular component: endoplasmic reticulum membrane. Gene Ontology annotation, biological process: lipid storage; lipid droplet organization.
AUAUCCGGCGUAUUUCUCAUAUUCAUAAUAUCCUGUAUUUAAAGUGUUUAAAAUAAAGAUAUUCAAUACAAUUAGUUCAACAGUGUUUAUUUUUGAAGUUAAUUUAUGACAGUAUACGUAUAUCUAAAUAGCUUCAUAAAUAUAUGCAUCUACAUCGAUUAUCAGAUGUUUAUCAGUUAACUUUGCCCUCUUGCAUUGAAAGCAGUAUAUCACUAAACAAUCGCAUUAUCAGCGUUAUCUACACCACAAAAACAAUCAUAGAUCCGUUUCCUUGACCGUUUAUUUUACGAUAACUAGGUACUCAAUUGAUUUUAAUGUACUUUUAGAAAACAUGGCUAUAAUUGCCUAUAUGAAUCCUUUUAACGUGUUCCGCGACUUCAUUCGUCUUCCAAUCGAGGCUUUUGUUUCCGAACAGUACACAGGGUAUAAAAAAAAGACUAACGAAGGUCUAACUAGUGUGAAAGAAUUGUUGUACAGAGCUGCCAUAGUGUUGGUGUUUCUGUCUGCUAUAUUGUGGAUUUCUAUUUUUUUGUACGUGAUUUUCUAUUAUACAUAUAUGCCUAAUGUUACGCACGUGAGGCCUGUCCAUUUGCAGUUCAAAUCAUGCGAUGAAAAUAUGGGUGUAUGCUCAUUCCCAUCAGCGCACGUGCAACUAACAAAGAGUAGUCAAAUGCUGAUGUCUUCCCAGCCGUAUCGCAUCAAACUGAUACUGGAGGUACCAGAGUCACAGAUCAACAAAGACAUAGGCAUGUUUAUGGUUUGUGCCCAGAUGCGUGCGCCCGGUGGGGUGUUGGUCUCUUCAUCGUGUAGAUCUGCCAUGCUCAGGCACAGAUCAAAGUUGCAUCAAGUGAUACGCACGUUGUUCUACGCGCCGCUUUUAGUUUCGGGUUUCAAUGAAGAGAAGCAGUUUAUACAAGUUGAACUCUUCAGCGAUUUUGAAGAUGAUCAGGCCCGGCCGGUGACAGACGCGUACGUGGAACUUCAGUCGCGUUUCGUGCAAGUGUUCUCUUCGGAGCUGCACAUAGAAGCCCAUUUCACCGGCCUCCGAUACGCCAUGUACUACUGGCCCAAAAUAUCCGCGAUCAUUGGUAUUUGCUCGAACCUGUUUGUGGUUUCGCUAAUAUUUAUUUUGAGCUGGUAUCACUUACAAGAUGGAUUCCCAGAAUUUCUUAAGACAAAACUAGGUAUCGAGGUCAAAACGGAGAAGGGCGCGGACAGUACGAAAAUGAUAUCAAAAAUGAAGUUGGAACGAGAAGGUAGAUUCAUUCCCCUUCAUAGAAGAAGAAUCAUUAUUAGAAGAGUUUCAAAGAUUGGAGAAGAAAACUUAGGCUGUUUGCAAUCUAUAGUUAUAAUUAGAUAGUCUUGUAAAGCUGAAUUGUUAGUUUGUGUGUUUGAACGCGCAAAGCUCAGAAAAUACCAGUUCAAAAAUGUUGUGUCCGUUAGCCCGUUUAUCCGGGAAGGUUAUAUGCUGUAUAACACGAUGUGCAAUGGUUAUAUAAUAGUAGUAUUUUAUAUUUAUUUUUUAAUAGUACUUUAAACCUAAAGACAUAUUCUCAAAAGAAACAG